AUGAACAACCUGACCUCGAGAGAUGCCUACAAUCCCGCAGGAGAGAUAUCAGGCGGUGGGAACCCGGACGAUGUCUUUGCCAGCUAUAUCCGAGAGGUCUACCUAGGACCAUACGUCGGGACAUGGCUUGAGCUCCUAGAACAGGGCUAUUGCCUACAUCUGCUCGUACGUUAUUACAACAAGCCUGCGCCUCGCUAUGAGCGCCUAGCAAUCGGGUUCGCCAGCGCGGUCGGCUUAUACUUGUCGAUCAGCCAUUCCCAGAUGUUGCUCGAGUUCGUAGAGAACGAGUUAUUCCGUCUCAAUUCGUUAGCCAACAUGCACUGGCAACUAUUCUCAACAAACUUCGUCGGCGGUAUAGUCCUCUGUAUCGUCCAAUGCCUCUACGCACACCGGAUGGUUCAGAUCACCCGGGAUCAAGGUCGACGGAGGAUAUUCAUUCGGAUCGGGUUGGGGGUGGCGAUUGCGCUUUGUCUAACUUGCAAUACCAUUGCGUUGUACACUCAGGCGGAAAUGCCGAGGUUGACCUCGAUCUUCGAUCCAAAGGUUGCCACCCUCAGCGCCUACUUUGAAAGGACCAAACCUUGGAUCAUCCUGUCUUAUGUCGGGAACAUCGCUGUCGACAGUUUGAUUUGCGUGGGAAGCGUCUGGACCAUGGUGAAUAACACGGCACGCACAUCAGAACGACCCGUCGAGACCAAGAACGCCAUCCGAGAAUAUAUCACCAUCUCCGCUAAAUCCAUGUUGUUCCCGACGCUAUGCAGCGCAACCUCGAUCGGAUUACAUACGUACAAGAUCUCCGGGUGCUACGACGCCAUCGCCGUCUAUUCGAUCUCGAAGCUGUCCCUCAUCUCGAUUUUGCACCUGACCCUCGCCCGAGAACGUAUGCGAGGCCAGCUCAACGACACCGGCGUGAUAGAUCCGCAAAAAGUGACGAUGCACGUCGAGACCCAGGUGGUGUACGAGAGGGGGUCCGACUACCCCUUGACCAAGCUCCGCCAUCCCGGGCUUCGGUGUCCGAGCGACACCGACCUGAGCUCGAUGGCGAGUCCUGGGGCCAGCGAAAGGUUCAAGGCGGAUGGCGAGAUGGACUCGUUGCACGGGAGUGGUGCCAAGUUGUUCUGGUCUGACCGGUAG
Filobasidium floriforme is the source of this 1134-nucleotide messenger RNA. RefSeq lists its product as uncharacterized. The record is from RefSeq and is a predicted model, not a curated record. NCBI's taxonomy places the organism in Eukaryota, Fungi, Basidiomycota, Tremellomycetes, Filobasidiales, Filobasidiaceae. The transcript is spliced from 11 exons. The coding region runs from base 1 to 1134 and encodes 377 amino acids.